CCCCACUCGCCUCGUAGCUGGCAAGACCUGAGAGCAAGAUCAGGACGGCUUCCUGGGAGCGGAGUCUGGUACCCACUCUCCCGGCCCCAUCCGGUGUCGCAGCAACAGAUGUGGAAAGCGCCCUUGGGCUGUCGUCCUGGCUCCGCAACAUCAGGUCUGGAGAAAAGGUUGCAGCCCCAGAGCAGCGCACGGAGUCAGCGAGCAGUGGGUAAGGCGCAGAGACCACCUCACAACCCUGACCCAGGAUCCACGAUGGUGCCCUUGCGAGCACUGUGGCUGGCCUGGGCGCUUCUAGGAGUGGCCGGAGCGUGCCCAGAGCCGUGCGCCUGCGUGGACAAAUACGCGCAUCAGUUCGCCGACUGCGCCUACAAGGAGCUGCGCGAGGUGCCCGAAGGACUGCCGGCCAACGUGACCACGCUUAGCCUGUCGGCGAACAAGAUCACUGUGCUGCGGCGCGGGGCCUUCGCCGACGUCACGCAGGUCACGUCGCUGUGGCUGGCGCACAAUGAAGUGCGCACUGUGGAGCCAGGCUCGCUGGCUGUGCUGAGCCAGCUCAAGAACCUCGACCUAAGCCACAACCUCAUAUCCAGCUUCCCAUGGAGCGAUCUGCGUAACCUGAGCGCACUACAGCUACUCAAGAUGAACCACAACCGCUUGGGGUCGUUGCCCCGAGACGCACUCGGUGCGCUGCCCGACCUGCGCUCCCUGCGCAUCAACAACAACCGGCUUCGUACAUUGGCUCCCGGCACCUUCGACGCGCUGAGCGCGCUGUCACAUCUUCAACUCUAUCACAACCCCUUCCACUGCAGUUGCAGCCUUGUGUGGCUGCAGGCCUGGGCCGCGAGCACCCGGGUCUCGUUACCCGAGCCCGACUCCAUCGCGUGCGCCUCGCCUCCCGCGCUGCAGGGGGUGCCGGUGCACCGCCUGCCCGCCCUAUCCUGUGCACCGCCCAGUGUGCAUCUGAGUGUCGAGCCGCCGCCUGAGGCGCCAGGCAGCCCCCUUCGCGCCGGCCUGGCGCUCAUGCUACACUGCGUCGCCGAAGGACACCCCACACCCCGCCUACAGUGGCAACUUCAGAUCCCGGGUGGCACCAUAGUCUUAGUGCCGCCGGUCCUGAGCGGGGAGGAUGACGGGGACGGGGCAGAAGACAGGGAGGAGGAAGGAGAAGGGGAUGGGCCCACGCAGACAGAGGCCCCAACCCCGACUCCAGCACCGGCUUGGCCCGCGCCCCCAGCCACCCCGCGCUUCCUGGCCCUCACAAACGGCUCCUUGUUGGUGCCCCUCCUGAGCUCCAAGGAGGCAGGCGUCUACACAUGCCGUGCCCACAACGAGCUGGGUGCCAACUCCACUUCACUACGUGUGGCAGUGGCAGCUGCCGGGCCCCCAAAACACGCUUCUGGCGCAGGGGGAGACCCUAACGGGCAGGCCCCAACUUCUGAACGUAAGUCCACAGCCAAAGGCCGGGGCAACAGUGUCCUACCUUCCAAGCCUGAGGGCAAAAUCAAAGGCCAAGGCCUGGCCCGGGUUAGUGCCCUCGGAGAGGCUGAGGCGGGGCCGGAAGAGGAGGAGGAGGCAGGUGAGGGAGAGGAGGCGGAAGACCAGGUCUCUGCGGACGGGGUGGAGGAGCAACGCUGUGGCCACGGGGACCCCUCGCGGUACGUGUCCAAUCACGCGUUCAACCAGAGCGCGGAGCUCAAGCCGCACGUCUUCGAGCUGGGCGUCAUCGCGCUGGACGUGGCGGAGCGCGAGGCGCGGGUGCAGCUGACGCCGCUGGCGGCGCGCUGGGGCCCCGGGCCCGGCGGGGCUGCAGGAGCCGGGCGGCCAGGGAGGCGGCCAGUGCGCCUGCUUUAUCUGUGCCCGGCCGGGGGCGGCGCAGCCGUGCAGUGGUCGCGUGUAGAGGAGGGCGUCAACGCCUACUGGUUCCGCGGCCUGCGGCCCGGCACUAACUAUUCCGUGUGCCUGGCGCUGGCAGGCGAGGCUUGCCAUGUGCAAGUGGUGUUCGCCACCAAGAAGGAGUUGCCCUCAUUGCUAGUUAUCGUGGCGGUGAGCGUGUUCCUCCUGGUGCUGGCCACCGUGCCCCUGCUGGGCGCCGCCUGCUGCCAUCUGCUGGCCAAACACCCGGGCAAGCCCUACCGUCUUAUCCUGAGGCCGCAGGCUCCGGAUCCCAUGGAGAAGCGCAUCGCCGCCGACUUCGACCCGCGUGCCUCCUACCUCGAGUCCGACAAAAGCUACCAGGCAGGCGGCGAGGCGGGCGGCGAGGAGCCAGAGGAGGUCCCCGGGGAGGGCCUUGACGAAGACGUGGAGCAGGGGGACCCAGGUGGGGACCUGCAGAGAGAGGAGAGCCUGGCGGCCUGCUCGCUGGUGGAGUCCCAGUCUAAGGCCAACCAAGAGGAGUUCGAGGCGGGCUCCGAGUACAGUGAUCGGCUGCCCCUGGGUGCCGAAGCUGUCGACAUCGCCCAGGAGAUUAACGGCAACUAUAGGCAGACAGCGGGCUGAACUCCCAGUCUGCCCGGCCGCCCAUUCCCAUCCCCACCUCGGGCGCCUGGGAGCAGAAGCCUACGGCUGGCAGGAUUUAUGCACCCCUCUCUUCACUUACUCCGCCCUCUACCACCCUCUAAUCUUGACUACUGGGGACUUCUAGUGGGGAGUGGGAUGAUUUCAUCAGUCCCACCCACAAUGGUCAUUGACUUUGUGGGUUGAAUUCGCCUCCACGGCAAGCACAGCUUCCCCGCUCCUCUCUCCCUAUGUAAGACACCACCCGCUGACCGUGAGGCUAAACCCAAGCCUCUCCAUUCCUACCGCAGUUAACUGCGCAAUCGCCCCGCCGCCCGCCCCAUCGUGGUCUCGAGAGCAGAGAAAAUGAGAGAAGACGUUGGAAAGAUCUGAUGGUAACGUUGUGGCUCGAGGAUCAGCCCGGGACCCCCAGCACAUGUCUCUAGCGUGGAGCGCUGUGGGGUCCUGCCUCGACCCCUCAUUCAGCCCUUUCCAGGGUGCACGUCCCAGAAGCCAGGAUUCGGUGGCAACUCCCCAGUUUUUAGAUUCAAAGCCCCCUUCUGAUUGGGAACCAAACACUUCUGUCCCCCCAUCCGCACUCUGCUUCUAAACAGCUGGAGCCGAGCCGGAUGCUUGCAGCGCCUUUCAGCUCCGCGCUCUGAUUUUCAUAUUUUCGUUGUUUUCAAAGACAGCACACUCCGGGUCUGGUGCUAACACUCCCUUCCUAGCCUCUGGGAAAACGCGCGCGCGCGCGCGCGCGUGUGUGUGUGUGGUGUGUGUGUGUGUGGUG
This is a messenger RNA of Camelus dromedarius (Arabian camel), 3283 nucleotides long. RefSeq names its product immunoglobulin superfamily containing leucine rich repeat 2 (gene ISLR2). Gene Ontology annotation, biological process: positive regulation of axon extension. The transcript is spliced from 3 exons. Gene Ontology annotation, molecular function: protein binding. Lineage: Eukaryota; Metazoa; Chordata; Mammalia; Artiodactyla; Camelidae. Gene Ontology annotation, cellular component: cell surface. Bases 109 to 2496 code for a protein of 795 amino acids. The record is from RefSeq and is a predicted model, not a curated record.